AUGAACUUCAUCGAUAAUGAGGCGGUAGAUUCAUUCACCGCGGAUGACAAUCUUACCAUCUUUGAAACCUUUGUAUCCGAGACUGGCACUCCUAUCAAUGUUCGCAAGGGAAAGAAGUCCCUCGAGUACGGGGGCAAGUUCCGCAACGCAGUAAUCGAGACAAUGAAGGAGUCCUGGGACUCCGAAACCCUCGACGAAACCAUCGCUCGCCUCCUGUCGCUUGAAGAGCACGAUAUAAUCCGCCUCUACAACGGCCUGAGUGCGACACAUCGUGAACGAAAGGCCAAGGGAAAGGGCAACAAGGCCGUGGUCUAA
This is a messenger RNA of Fusarium musae, 315 nucleotides long. RefSeq lists its product as uncharacterized. Lineage: Eukaryota; Fungi; Ascomycota; Sordariomycetes; Hypocreales; Nectriaceae. The coding region runs from base 1 to 315 and encodes 104 amino acids. The transcript is spliced from 2 exons. The record is from RefSeq and is a predicted model, not a curated record.